AUAAAUUACCAUAUAGCAUAUAUUUAACACAAAAAAUAGCGACAAUUUGUUGUUGACAAAGGACAGCUGGACAUACAAAGGGUCCCAUUAUCUUCAGUAGCUUAGGGCCUCAUCAAACCAAAAUCCGGCCCUGGCCUAAGGAUACAACCAUAGUGUAGGCGCAUGACCUAGGGCAGGGGUGGCCAACUCCCAAGAGACUGCGAUCUACUCACAGGGUUAAAAACUGGCAGUGAUCUACCCCCUUUUGGGGGGUUCAGGUCAAAGUUGUUGAGUUUUUCCAGGGAGGAGGUAAAAUGUUGAGCUUUUUUUUAGGGGAGCCACAGUUGUUCAGCUUCUUUGGGGGGAGCCAAUGAUCUACCAGUGAUCUACUGCAGAUGUCCAGUGAUCUACUGGUAGAUCACAAUCUACCUGUUGGACAUGCCUGACCUAGGGGUAAGGUUCAGGGAAGGGCCUUCUGAGUAAACAUGCAUAGCAUUGCGCCAGUACCCCACCCUGUCGUACAGUUAAACAUGUCACGUCUUUUCAGUGUGUACAAAGCACCCGUCCCUUUUUAUCCCCCCUGCCGUAUACAUGAAAUUUCUAAUGCUUGUUGGGGAAAAACCCCACCUUUUCACCCAUGAGUGUGCAUUGAAAAUAUGAGGGCAAAUUAUGAAUUAUUUUAUCACUGUUUCAAGUCUUUUGAUUGUGGAGAUAUCAGGAUGAUUAUUCAUCUGUGUUCUUGUGUAUAUAGUAUUGCUGGCAUCGUUUAAAUUAGUAUACACAAAAAUGCAUUGAGCAUGUGGGAAAUUCUCUUUUAAUGACAGUGAGUUCAACAGAAGUGGUUAAUGGGAUGUUAAGUGCUUUAGUGCUUUGCUUUGUUGUGAUUUUAUGGAUUUUCUUCUGCAUGAUCUAAGAAGCUUGAAGCCCUCCAUUGGAAUGGAAAGAUCCAUUUAACAAAAUCAUGUUGUCUGAAAAUCAACUGCCAGUGGAUUUGUUUUCAUGGAAUGAGUAGUAUCAUUUUUUAAACUCUAAAUGGGUCUUGUUUUGUAUCAUCCAUAUUUACAUAGAAGAAGGGUAAAAUACAAGUUGUUAUGGUUCCAUUCGUCAUAUAAAGAACACAUAUUUGAUGUAAAAGCUGUUUGUGACACCUGGAAAACGUAGCAUACUGGCGAUUGGGAAGAUAAUUUAAGAAAGAACAAGGAUUACAAAAGAGAAGUGACUGUGGCUGUAUAGAAGUCUGGCAUAUGAAGAUGGAGCUUGACAUUACCAAAGAUGAUUUGCCCUUAAUGGCAAAUACUAGCCACAUGCUGGUAAGGCAUUAUGUGUUGGAUCUGGAUGUGGACUUAAAAAGCCAUGUAAUUGGUGGCACUAUAGUUCUGUUCUUUGACACUGACAGCAGAUGCAGAAAAGGAGACAGUGAACAGGUGGAAGAAGCUUGUCAUUCUCAGUCAGAUGGAACCUGCUGUAUUCAGGCACCUGAAGCCUGCUACGUUCCUGUGCCAAAUGCAAGUGCUUGCUCAACUAAAAGUGGAUGUAAUGAUUUUGCUGUCUGUGGUAAAGGUGAAAAUGAUACUUCUGAUAAAAACGGUAGUCAUGGCAACAAGGAACUGGCUUCUGGGAUUUCUAGUUCAAAGAACUGCUGUGACAUUGAGAUUCAUGGGAGUGAAGAUUUUUUGCUGGUCCUGGACUGCUGUGAUUUAUCUGUGUUAAAGGUCGAAGAGGUAGAUGUUGCUGUAGUUCCAGGCAUUGAGAAAUUUACCAGCUCUGCCAAGUUAAUGGAUGCUUCCAAGGAUCCAGGGGAUCUUAGAAAUCAGAUUGUGCAUAAACUUGUGACAUUACCUGCAGAUCAUUGGAAGGAGCAGCUUCAGUUUUACAGACUGUGCAGCCAGGCACCUGCUUGUGGAGAGCUUCUGUUUGUUACUGGCACUUGGAGCUUGGAGAUCAGGAAAGCAGGUGUCCAGCUGCCAAAAGACUUCCCUCAUGCCAUAAGGAUAUGUUACAAAACAAAGCCAGAAGGAAAAUCACUGAGCUGGACUACAGACCAAUGUGACAGGCCAUGUGUUUAUACAGCGGGGUCUCCAAUAAACAACAGGGCCCUUUUUCCAUGCCAAGAACCGCCUGUUGCCAUGUCAACAUGGCAAGCUACAGUCCGAGCAGAUGCAUGCUUUGUUGUUUUAAUGAGUGGUGAAAAUGUAGCGGAACCAACAGAAUCUGAAGAAGGUGUAUUAAAUUGGUUUUAUUAUGUGACCAUGCCAAUGCCAGCAUCUACAUUCACUAUUGCUGCAGGAUGCUGGGCAGAAGUUAAAAGAAAAACUUGCGCAACUGAUGUUCAGAGGAAUGAUGGGCUCUUUCCACUGUUGUCAAAGGCGGAUGUCAGGUUGUUAGAACAGACUUGUGGUCAUCUGCCAUAUCCUUGCCGCUUCCAAGAUCCUGCUGCCACUUCUCAGGUGGUCAUUCCUCAUCGUGUCUUUGCUCCUCAGUGCCUUAAGAAAUCCUGCGAAGAGGUUCUACUGCAACUGAUUCCUCAGUGUCUCUCAGCUGCUUAUGAUCUCCUGGGUACCCAUCCCUUUUCUAGGCUUGAUGUCUUGAUUGUUCCACCCAACUUUUCCAGUCUUGGAAUGGCCAGCCCACACAUCAUCUUCAUGUCACAGAGCACAUUAUCUGGAGGGAGCCAUCUCUGUGGAACACGCCUGUGCCAUGAAAUUGCUCAUGCCUGGUUUGGCUUGGCUAUUGGUGCACGUGACUGGACUGAAGAGUGGCUAAGUGAAGGAUUUGCCACUCACCUGGAAGAUGCAUUUUGGUCAGCCGCACAACAGCUGUCAGCUGAUGAAGCAAAAGAGCAGCAAGAUCUGAAAGCUGUACUGCGCUGGCGACGCCUUAGAGAUGAGGUGCAGAACUCUGAAGGAGAUCUGCAAGUAUUAAGGCCCAAGAAAGAGAACACUGGCGAAGCAAGUGAAUCUGGAGCAUCUGUAAUCAAACAUGGCCUGAAUGCAGAAAAAGUGUUCAUGCAGGUUCAUUACCUGAAGGGUUAUUUCCUUCUGCGGUCAUUUGCAGGGAAGGCUGGAGAAGCUGCAUACUUUGCCUUUUUAAAGAACUUUGUGCGGGCUUUUCAUGGACAGCUGAUCCUCUCUCAGGACUUUCUUCAUUUAUUACUGAGCGACAUCCCACAGCUAAAACGGUAUGGCCUGUCAGUUGAAAACAUUUUCCAGAAGUGGCUUGACUGCACAGGAAUCCCAAAGCCUUUGCUGGAAGAGAGUCAGGCUUGGCAGGAUUGUCGGCUAGCCCAGCAAGUGAACGAAGAGGUUGCAAAAUGGAUUCAAGUAAAUCAGAGAGCCAGAAAAAGCAGCAAAAGGAAAAGGCGAUGCGAAGAAGUUGGUUUCCAAAAGCUUUCCCCAGACCAGCUGGUCUUACUUCUGGAGUGCCUCUUGGAAAAGAAGACAUUAUGUUCAAAAAUGCUGGAGUGCUUACAGAAAACUUACCACCUCCGUAAGCAGGAUGCAGAGGUUCGACAUCGAUGGUGUGAGCUUAUUAUCAAACAUAAAUACACAGCAGGGUAUGUUGAUGUUGAGAAAUUCCUCAAGGAAGACCAGGCAAUGGGUGUCUACCUAUAUGGAGAGUUAAUGGUGAAUGAGGAUGCAAAACAACAAGAAAUUGCACGUAAAAGUUUUGCCACAGCCCGUGACCAAAUGGAUGCGUCCUCCGCUAAAGUAGUGGCAGAGAUGUUGUUUUGAUGAGGUGGUUUUUCUUUCCCAGAUAGUUCAUUUCUCAAGGGAAGAAAAUAGUUUAUGAAUGAGAAAGAUCAGAGACUUUUAAUGUAUCUUCUAGCAAAGGCUGGUGGUACUAAGAUUUCAUUGACCUUGGACAUCAAAGGAACAAUUUAUGUGACUGCUAAAACAAUCAGCUGACAAACAUUUUACCCCAUACUUUUCUUUGCUAGAGGGUAAUGGCAAUGAAGCAGGAAAAAACUCCAAUAUGCCCUCACUUCUGUAAGUGUCUGUGGCGCCAACUUAUUAUCUGCCAGAAGACACUUCAUUGUAAUAGUUAUCAUGGGGUAUUAUACAAACCAGGCCAGAAAAUCACCAGAGACAGAUUUAUUUAAAUAGGUAUUUUGUACUACUUUUGCAUUUAGCAAACUGAUAAUUAAAAUCUGCUGCAAAAUUUAAAGUCAGUUUGGAGCAAGCAAGUAAUUACUAAUCUAAAUUGUUAAUAUUGAGAUUGUGGACAUUUUUAUCAUGUUUAGCACAGCUACAGGGAAAAAUAACUAGAUGCAAAAUGGACUCUUAGGGGAUGUUUAAUCUGAAGAAAACUGAAGAGACAAAGAUGUCUGUCUUUCUCAAGGUCUUUUUUAUGGGUAACUUAUUGCCACAAUAUUGUGAGCACACCAUUAAAACUCUUAACCAUGAAAUAGUGACAAGCUGGUCACAUCACUUUGCUAUGAAUGAAGCUAAUCAUGUUACUUAUUAAUCACAGUAGUUGUGGAAGUCCUGUCUUGUAAAAUAAUGGCAAUAAGCUUUAUAAAUAAACAAUUUUGUAAAUCA
Messenger RNA from Podarcis raffonei (Aeolian wall lizard), 4517 nucleotides. It is a transcript of the gene AOPEP, whose product is annotated as aminopeptidase O (putative). Gene Ontology annotation, molecular function: zinc ion binding; metalloaminopeptidase activity. Gene Ontology annotation, cellular component: nucleolus. The record is from RefSeq and is a predicted model, not a curated record. Lineage: Eukaryota; Metazoa; Chordata; Lepidosauria; Squamata; Lacertidae. The transcript has 18 exons. Bases 1224 to 3710 code for a protein of 828 amino acids.